AUGUGUGCAUAUGAAAUUUCUGAGGAAACCGGUAAUCUUCUUGGUUUCGAACUGCUUAAUAUUAGAGCAAUUAAAGGCCUUACAGGUAAUUUACCACCCAUCACUAAUGCUCCAAAGCUUGAGAUUCUUUUAUUGUGGGCAAAUAAACUAAGCGGAAACAUUGCCAACUCUAUCUCCAAUGCUUCCAUGCUUAAGGAACUAGACUUGGGAGAUAACUUAUUCUCUGGCCCAAUCCCUAAAACGCUUGGCAACUUAAGACACCUUGAACGGUUCCAAAUCGUAAACAAUAAUUUGAUCACAGGAUCUACUAUUGAUCAUGAGUGGAGCUUUCUUUCUUCUUUGACGAAUUGUAGGAAUUUGAGCACAAUAGAUGUUUCAGGAAAUCCAUUGAGUGGCGUUCUUCCUACUUAUAUCGGGAACCUUUCAAAAUCCCUUCAGUACUUUCGUGCCAAAAAGUGUGAGGUUAAAGGAAAUAUUCCUAUGGAAAUAGGUAACUUAACCAACAUGUUGGUUUUAGAACUUGGUUAUAAUAAAUUAAGUGGAUUCAUUCCAACAUCAAUAGGACUGCAAAAUCUCCAAAGUCUAGGUCUUUCCUCUAAUAAAUUAGGAGGGCCCAUCCCAGAAAGCCUUUGUGAUUUGGAGAGAUUAUACAAGUUGAAUUUAGGGUUGAAUAAGCUGCAUGGAUCCAUACCCUCUUGUUUGGGUAAUAUUACUUCUUUGAGAUAUCUUUACUUAGAUUCCAAUAAAUUGAGUUCUGCAGUACCCUUAACUUUGUGGAAUCUUAAAGAUAUCUUAGAAAUAGUUUUAUCAUCAAACCAUCUUCACAAUUCACAUGCUACUGAUGCUGGAAAUUUGAGGAGUCUACUGACACUAAAUUUAUCAAAGAAUCUUCUCACGGGCGAGAUCUUAUCCUCAUUUGGGGGUCUUCAAACUUUGGUUUUAUUGGCAACCUACAAUCUUUGA
Messenger RNA from Gossypium raimondii (Peruvian cotton), 963 nucleotides. Its product is annotated as receptor kinase-like protein Xa21. The record is from RefSeq and is a predicted model, not a curated record. Gene Ontology annotation, molecular function: protein binding. The transcript has 2 exons. NCBI's taxonomy places the organism in Eukaryota, Viridiplantae, Streptophyta, Magnoliopsida, Malvales, Malvaceae. Bases 1 to 963 code for a protein of 320 amino acids.